Messenger RNA from Cladocopium goreaui, 2574 nucleotides. The record is from the annotation of a GenBank genome assembly. NCBI's taxonomy places the organism in Eukaryota, Dinophyceae, Suessiales, Symbiodiniaceae.
AUGCUGUUCUUCUCCUUCUUUCGGACGUUGGUUGACAGAAAUGUGCAGGUCACAGUUGAGCUGAAAAAUGAUUUGUGCAUCACAGGUUGGAUUGCGAUCGCAUUUGGCAUUAUGUUAAAUGAUGGGCGUUCUCUGCGGAGUGGGAUGCUCCGCAACAAAGCUGGUGACCAGUACACAUCCGAAAAUCCAGCUCCAAUACACAGCGGAAAAAUCCAGCUGAAGAGUUGCAACGAUGUUUCUGCAAUGGAUGCCUUGCCACCGGGGGCUUUGCCGAGCUGGAUUCAGGUUUGCUUUGGGUCUGGCAAUGUGUGGAAAGAAGUGCCUUUCUCUCAGAUUGGACGUGGUCCUUUGCGCCCACCCGGCCCAGAAGCACUGGACAGUGGAAAGCCAAAACGAGUGCUGAGUGUGAAUGAGGAAGAAGCGAGAGUAGAUGGCAGAGCUACACCCCCUUGGUAUGAACAGCUCAAUAAGGCUGAGACUCGCCAAGAGGCUGUGCAGGAGGUCAAAAGAAAAGAAGAAAGUCAUGUAGCGACACAGGAGAGAAGGAGAUAUUUAUGGCAGCAAGAGCAGCAAAGAAAGGCGGAGGAGGAGCACAGACGCCGUGAGGAGGAACGUCAUGCUCGUGAAGCUGCUGCAGAAUAUGAAAGGCUUCGUAUCUUGGAGAAGUUGAAGAAGGAACGGGAGGAGGAGCAGCUGCGACAGUUUGAAGUUCUUCUAAUGAGCAAAGAGGAUGAAGUGUCUUCCAAAGCCAAUGCUCUUUGGAGACAACGAGAAGAUGUUGCUCGAAGGCAAAAAGAAGAGGAAGAGCGACAGCGCUUUGAAGAGGAACAUCUCUUAUUAGCUCAAAAGUUGGAAGAGGAGAGGGCUUCGAGACCACGAAUUGCCUUUGGCGUGAAGACAAGACAAGAUCCGGUCAAGGCUUCCAGUCCAGCCAUCAAGGUUCCGAUGAUUACCGAAGCCCCAGGGCACCCAGGAGUGGUGCAGGGCGAGUUGUCUUCCCUGGAUGUCCUGCAGCCUCGAUCUCUUGAAGAACUGCCUGAAAUGUCAAAUAGCUGGGACUCUUGGGAUACUUGGAGUGAGCCUGCAAAGCUUCCUGAUACUUUUCCGUCAGUUCGACCCAUGCAACCACUGGGGCAGCUGAGCGCGCAGCUUCAGCCUGAACAAUCCGUCCAACCGGUCAACCCCAGGCACUGCUUGAAUUUCAGAUCUUUGAAAGAUUGGUACGUAUUCCAGAUACGAGCAGUGUACCAGCAACACAACCCGGAAAAGUUAGCUGAUGUUCCGCAUCUAAUGCAAAAAUAUGCUGGCUGCGAAGACGAGAUGUACGAUCGCAUCUGUGAGAAGUAUGGUGUGCAACCAAUUCUUCCACCACGAAAUCUCGAACCGCUUCCACCACCGCCUCCCUCACAGUCGAAGGAACCGGAUCUCAAGGCAGUUGGCUUUGCCCGCAAAGCUAGCGCUCCAGCUCCGGUUCGCCGACAUGAGGUGAACCAAGCCAGUCAAAGCAAAGAGCAGGGUGAUGCGCCAUCGACCUCCGACCUGUUGGCAAGGUUUCAAAACCUCGUGAGGGAUAAGCCUGAAGGCCUGUCAAAAGGUGAUCAUAAGGCUCCACCACCGCAGGUAAGGCGUCAGUCUGCAGACCGGUGGCAAUCUUCCAGGAGCCCCCGACCUUUCCCUGGAGGCCUCCAUGUCACAGAUUGCUUGCAAGGAGCUUCACGAGGAAGGUCUCAUGACGGUCAACGAUCUUCUGGGACAGUCACAUCUCCAAUUGGAGCGAGAAUGAGGCUACCUACCCCCUCUGGACCGGAGGACAACUGCAAAGAUUCUAGAGGUCCUCCAAUCCCAUCCCGGGCUUCGUCGGGGAGGUCUGUUUAUCCGAUUGGACGCGCUCCACAGAGGAGUUUGAGCCAGCCAGAGAGGGAACGAGAUCUUGGGUCAGCUGCUCCGCCAAUAGGCAUGAGACCUGUGCCAACCCAGCAACCUGACAGGGCAGAGUGCAUCGCUGCGCCGAGACGGCGAAGUCCCUUGCCAAUUGGUGCCCCGUUGCGGGGCAGUGUCGGGAGGUGCUAUCGAGAUCGUGCAGCACAGGAGCUGAGAAGCAGCGGUCCUGGUUCACGAAGCAGGCUGGGACGAGGUGUGAGCCUUGAUCUCAUGUUGAUCUCAUCUUGCUUGCACUAUGUUGCACUUGAAGGUAUUGCCAGUUUCCGUGCUCAAAGGCAGCUAGACCAUGUCGGGAAGGAGGGUGAUGAAACAGCGGAAAAGACCGAGAAGACAAAGAAGAGCUUCUCAAAUCCAACAGUGCUCAAUGCUGCUUUGGACAUAGUGAAGCAGAAGAAACAGGAAGCAGUUCAAGCUGAGCAGUAUGACCAAGCAGCCCGCUUUCAUCAAAAGAUCCAGCAGUUGGAGGCCCAGCUCGCGCAGCUUGACGAAGAUGCAGAUGAUGCUGGAACUUCUAGUACUGGAGGCGUCGCUCACUGCUCUCCGCACCAAAUCCUUACCGAACUGUGGAACUCUUGGAACAGAGUGGAUAUAGUAGACCACAGGCCUGUGCAAUGCUGUUCCUGCUCUAUGUGA